Messenger RNA from Colletotrichum gloeosporioides, 1716 nucleotides. RefSeq lists its product as uncharacterized. NCBI's taxonomy places the organism in Eukaryota, Fungi, Ascomycota, Sordariomycetes, Glomerellales, Glomerellaceae. The coding region runs from base 1 to 1716 and encodes 571 amino acids. The transcript has 2 exons. The record is from RefSeq and is a predicted model, not a curated record.
AUGUGGCGUCUCACUGCAGUCGUCGUGUUAGCCAUCAGAGCGGUGCAAGCCCAAGACACCGGCAACGUUACCGCCGAAUGCCCAGAUGUGCCGGGCUUCUUCUACCAGGACAGCUGUAAACUGCUCUGCCGGGAAACUGAAUGGACGGAUGUAGUUGUCUUUUAUCUCGGCAACUACGUCGCCCACGCCGCCACCAUCACUACGCGCCCAGGACAGAGCACUCUGAUCACUGUGGUAACAAUGAUAGGCGCCGUUCUGCUUCCCGGCACCGGCAUCUGGAACGGUAUGAAGGCUAUACUCAGUCUGGCUAGAUUCGCUCCUACCGACUUGCAGACAGCAGCUCGUGCCGGCGCAUUGUAUGCAGUGGUCAAGGACAAUCACCGCCGCCAGUGUCAGACGUCUAUAUCAGAUGGAGCCGAGGGCAUCCAAAUGGCUGCGAUGCCGGCUACAGUGACAUCUCAAAGCGCCCAACAGGAACAAAACAUAGAGAAGCAACUUUUAGAAGAUUCAUCAGUACAUGAAGAUUCAAGGUCGAAUGGCACGGCAACUUGGACGACAACUCUAUUGAACUCCAAUAUUCACGGACUAUGCAAGCUGCCCGAAGGAUACCACCUAAUGCAAGUCCCACAGAAUGCGACUUUUGUGGGAGAAGACGACUUGCCCGUGGACCACCGACCAUGGUACCACUAUCGACGUUUAGCAAAUAUCAUCCUGCCUUGGACACAGCCUCAACCCGAUAGGCCCACCGCCGCGUUAUCCUGCAGUUACAACAUAGUCAGAGUACUUGCAUCCAUCAUUCAGUUAAUCUUUGCAGUCUCAACACUGUACCGCACACGCGGUGACCAAAUCCAGCGUUACGGUUAUGCCGCAUUCGGCCUGACUGUGUUACCCUACGCAUGGAUGUCCCUCAUCAAUCUCGUUGGCAACGCCAUGUGCCCACAGUACGAUAAGAUCUAUGUUGCCAGCUCCCGAGCCUUGCGCGAGUUGGAGCGAACUCGAAGAGACGGGUCUCAGAACUCGGAGAUGUCAGAGCAAGAUCAGUGGCAUGUAGUUGGCGCCGUGGGCCGCCUGGAAGAUCAUUGGGAUGAGCAACUAUGCAAAGACUACGAAAGCUGUCGCGAGCAGGAAGGCGCCGAACAGACGACACUUAUGGCACGCAAGCGGUCGGCUCUUGAUGCGGUCUUGACAACUUGGAGUCGAAAGUCACCUAGUCGCAUGAUUGUGGGGCCUAUCAUCGACAUACUCUGGACGGAAGACUUCCGCCGGACCCUACGUUGGUAUAGAGACGAAUUUAUGCUGCUCGCCAGGGAGGUGCGCGAGGACCCUAAGUCUGGGAUACUCUCUUUCUUCCGGAGAUGGAAGGAGCAGUUGCUGGCGCCUUUGAUCGUGUUCAUCGUUCCCUUGGCUCUGGUAGGCGGCCUCUCCGGUUUCCAGCCCGGGCAGAGCGAACCAUUUCAGAGGGUGUGGGUUAUGAUGUGGCUGGUUCUUGGCUUGGGAGUUGGAUUUGUCCUCGGCCAAGCCCUGAGACGAUUUGGCAACCAGUCAACUAAUGUAUACCAACAGCCCACUGGGUACUAUGUUGGCCCAUAUGGUUUUCUAAGCUUUUGGGAAGCCAUUAUGGGCGCCAUGGCUUAUGGACCUGUUGCCAUUGGAGGGUAUGUAGUAGUCACCCGGAUGCUUCUUGAGUCUGGAAGCUGUGUCGAGGUCAAAUCUUAG